AAAAAAAAAAAAAAACUAUGCUCUAAAUCUAUUGCGUCCACGCAAUCUGAUUAUAUAGCUUGAUGAGUUCCAGAAAUCUAAUUGCUCCUCUCAAUAGCUUUAAUCAGUUUCAAAAGAUGAAUUCCAAUGAAGACGAAAGGAUAAUAAUCCUUGACGUUGAAGAAUCUCUUCUUAUACAGGAGGAAGUGAAAAAUGUCUUGACCGGAUUGUCUUCUUCAGCUGAAGAUGGUUCUGUUGACAUUUAUGGAAACCCACCAUCGAAGAAGAAAACAGGAAACUGGAAAGCUUGUCCUUUUAUUCUUGGAAACGAAUGUUGUGAGAGAUUAGCUUACUAUGGAAUUGCCAAGAAUCUAAUCACUUAUUACACAAGUGAAUUACACGAGUCCAAUGUUUCUGCAGCUAGCGACGUCAUGAUUUGGCAAGGAACUUGCUAUAUCACACCUCUCAUUGGAGCUGUUAUAGCUGAUUCUUACUGGGGAAGAUACUGGACUAUUGCUUCUUUCUCUGCUAUUUAUUUCUUUGGAAUGGCUUUGUUGACACUCUCGGCUUCAGUUCCCGGUUUAAAGCCAGCGGAAUGUGUUGGCUUUGUUGCGGUUCUAUGCCCACCAGCAACAACGGUUCAGUAUGCGGUUUUCUUUUCAGGACUUUACCUUAUUGCACUUGGUACUGGAGGUAUCAAACCAUGUGUCUCAUCUUUUGGUGCUGAUCAGUUUGAUGAUACUGACCCGAGGGAACGAGUUAGAAAAGCUUCUUUCUUUAACUGGUUUUACUUCUCUAUCAACAUUGGUUCAUUUAUCUCGUCGACUUUGCUAGUUUGGGUUCAAGAGAAUGGCGGGUGGGGACUCGGUUUCUUGAUCCCCACCGUGUUUAUGGGAGCCUCUAUCGCGAGUUUCUUCAUUGGAACUCCGCUUUAUAGGUUUCAGAAACCGGGUGGUAGCCCGAUUACUAGAGUUUGCCAAGUUCUUGUAGCUGCAUACCGUAAAUGGUAUCUCAAUCUCCCUGAAGAUAUCUCAUUUCUGUAUGAAACACGAGAGAAAAACUCCAUAAUUGCUGGAAGCAGGAAGAUUCAGCACACUGACGGUUACAAGAAAAUAUCUGUCCCCUUUCAGUUUCUCAUUUUGAUGAGCUUUUGGAAAUGUUCACUGGAACAACCUUCGUUUUCUUAUCUGUGCAGGUGUCUUGACAAAGCUGCCAUUGUCUCAGAAGAUGAAUCGAAAUCCGGUGCUUUUUCCAACCCAUGGAAGCUAUGUACUGUAACUCAAGUCGAAGAAGUUAAGAUUCUGAUCCGUAUGUUUCCUAUCUGGGCCUCGGGGAUCAUCUACUCGGUCUUAUAUUCACAGAUUUCCACUCUAUUUGUGCAACAAGGACGGGCCAUGAACCGGGUAGUCCUCUCUUUUGAGAUCCCUCCCGCUUCAUUCGGGGUUUUCGACACACUUAUCGUGCUCAUAGCCAUCCCAAUCUAUGACCGUUUCAUCGUACCCUUUGUGAGACGGUUCACAGGUAUACCAAAAGGGUUAACGGAUCUGCAGCGAAUGGGCAUUGGUCUUUUUAUCUGUGUCCUAAGCAUUGCAGCUGCAGCUAUUGUUGAGACAGUGCGGUUGCAGCUCAUUCAAGACACUGUUUCAAUGAGCAUAUUUUGGCAAGUCCCUCAGUACAUACUAAUGGGAAUUGCAGAGGUCUUCUUCUUCAUUGGUCGAGUCGAGUUUUUCUAUGAUCAAUCUCCUGAUGCAAUGAGAAGUGUAUGCAGCGCUUUGGCAUUACUCAAUACCGCAGUCGGAAGCUACCUGAGCUCGUUGAUCCUCACUCUUGUGGCGUAUUUGACGACAAUUGGAGGUAAAGAUGGUUGGAUUCCAGACGACCUUAAUAAAGGACAUCUUGACUACUUCUUUUGGCUUUUGGUCUCUCUUGGACUUAUCAACAUUCCUGUUUAUGCCUUCUUCUCUGUUAAGCACACGAAGAAGAAGGCUUUAUAAGCUACUUUUGUAACAAGCUAUGCUGUUUUGGUUCAUCAUGUUCAGGGUGAUACUCUGUGUUUUAUAGUCUGUACAGUUCUGAAUGCAGGAUACUUGUACAAUGAACGAUUAUUGAAACAAAAUGUAGUUCUUUAUAAUAUAGAUUCCAAGUAAUAGUUGA
Molecule: messenger RNA, 2133 nt
Organism: Arabidopsis lyrata subsp. lyrata
Lineage: Eukaryota; Viridiplantae; Streptophyta; Magnoliopsida; Brassicales; Brassicaceae
Product: protein NRT1/ PTR FAMILY 8.5
Biological process (GO): oligopeptide transport; transmembrane transport
Cellular component (GO): plant-type vacuole membrane
Molecular function (GO): transmembrane transporter activity
Source: RefSeq, a predicted model, not a curated record